GCCAGCUGUUAGCCAGUUCAAUAAUAUAUUUCCCCUUGGGUAAAACGACAUGCUUUGCUCCUACAAGGAAGUAAACGAAUGUUGGAUGCAGAGAAAACCACUUCCUUCUAAAACCCAGUACUCGACUGCCAGAUUUAUUACUCUAAAUGCCUACAGUACCAAACAUAUUGGUUCGUCGGUCGUCCGCAUAGGCACCCUGGUUUCGGUCACGUUUGAAUCGACGGUAUCAGUGGAUUAGUCCACACGGUCUUGAUGGCACACAAUUACGAGGUCGGGACGAGGGCCUGGCAACCUGAUCCUACUGAGGGAUGGGUCGCGUCCGAGGUGAAGGAAAAGUUAGUUGAUGGAGACAAGGUGCAACUUGUGUUUGUGUUGGAAAAUGGAGAGUCGAGAGCCUUUGAAACCACUCAAGCCGAGUUACAGGUGGACAACAACCCAAAAUUACCCCCGUUGAUGAAUCCUGCUAUGCUCGAAGCCAGCGAAGACCUCACGAACUUGUCCCAUCUGAAUGAGCCUGCUGUUCUACAGGCUAUCAAACUUCGUUAUGCUCAAAAAGAAAUAUAUACAUACAGUGGCAUCGUUCUUAUCGCGACUAACCCUUUUGCCCGGGUAGACUCACUCUAUGUCCCACAAAUGGUGCAAGUUUAUGCUGGAAAACAUCGAGCUUCACAGGCACCCCAUCUUUUUGCCAUUGCAGAAGAGGCAUUCGCAGACAUGUUACGAGACAAAAAGAACCAAACCAUUGUGGUCUCAGGGGAGUCGGGUGCUGGAAAAACCGUCAGCGCUAAGUACAUCAUGCGUUAUUUUGCGACUCGUGAGUCCUCGGACCAACCCGGCAAGUACACCACGAGUAGAGCAGAUGCGAUCAGCGAAACUGAAGAGCAAAUUCUGGCAACAAACCCAGUUAUGGAAGCUUUCGGCAAUGCGAAAACAACUCGUAAUGACAAUUCUUCGCGGUUCGGGAAAUACAUCGAGAUCAUGUUCGACGAGAAGACCAAUAUCAUUGGUGCAAAGAUCAGAACAUAUCUUCUAGAAAGAUCGCGAUUGGUGUUCCAGCCUCUAAAGGAACGAAAUUAUCACAUAUUCUACCAGCUUGUGGCUGGUGCAACGGAUGCACAGAGACAAGAACUCGGUCUUGUCUCGGUCGAGGACUUCGAUUAUCUCAGCCAAGGUGGAACGCCGACUAUUGAUGGCGUUGAAGACAAGACUGAAUUCAGCGCGACGAGAAAGUCCUUGACAACCAUUGGUGUACCAGAAAAAACGCAAGCUGAAAUAUUUCGUGUUCUUGCAGCUUUGCUGCAUCUAGGAAAUGUUAAAAUUACAGCUACGCGCACGGACUCUUCUCUGUCAUCAUCUGAGCCUUCCCUCGUCCGCACCUGCGAACUGCUUGGAAUCGAUGUCAAUGAGUUUGCAAGAUGGAUAGUCAAAAAACAGCUGAUAACAAGAGGGGAGAAAAUCACAUCAAACCUUACACAGCAGCAAGCAACUGUUGUUCGUGAUUCAGUUGCAAAAUUUAUCUACUCCAGCUUGUUUGAUUGGCUUGUGGAAAAAAUCAACUGCGGCCUAGCGACUGAAGCAGUUCUAAACCGGGUCAUGUCCUUCAUCGGUGUUCUAGAUAUUUACGGAUUUGAGCAUUUCGCUAAAAAUUCGUUUGAGCAGUUCUGUAUCAACUACGCUAACGAGAAACUACAACAAGAGUUUAACCAGCACGUCUUCAAACUUGAGCAAGAGGAAUAUGUACGAGAACAGAUAGAUUGGACGUUUAUUGACUUCUCGGACAACCAACCCUGCAUCGACCUAAUCGAAGCAAAACUUGGAAUUCUAGCUCUCCUGGACGAGGAAUCUCGGCUACCUAUGGGCUCUGACGAGCAAUUCGUGACUAAGCUUCAUCACAAUUUUGCUGCGGAUAAACAGAAGUUUUAUAAAAAACCUCGAUUCGGCAAAUCUGCCUUCACCAUUUGUCACUAUGCUGUUGACGUCACGUAUGAGUCCGAUGGCUUCAUUGAAAAGAAUAGGGAUACUGUCCCGGAUGAACACAUGGAAAUCCUGCGCAAUUCUUCCAACGGGUUUAUAAAAGAGAUUCUGGAUACAGCCGCUGCUGUUCGCGAGAAAGACUCGGCCUCUAUUUCAUCCAAGCCAGUUGCUGCUCCGGGGCGCAGAAUCGGUGUUGCCGUUAACCGCAAACCUACGCUUGGUGGAAUAUUCAAGUCAUCUUUGAUUGAACUCAUGAGUACAAUAAACUCCACGGAUGUGCAUUACAUACGUUGCAUCAAGCCCAAUGAGGCAAAAGAGCCUUGGAAAUUUGAAGGCCCAAUGGUCCUCAGUCAGUUGAGGGCUUGCGGUGUGCUUGAGACUGUGAGGAUUAGCACUGCGGGUUAUCCUACUCGCUGGACCUACGAGGAGUUUGCCAUCCGCUAUUACAUGCUGUGUCACUCGUCACAGUGGACAUCUGAAAUCAGAGAAAUGUGCCAUGCCAUUUUGCAGAAAGCACUCGGUGAUGGUAGCCACCAGAAACAAGAUAAGUAUCAAUUGGGAUUGACGAAAAUAUUCUUCCGCGCAGGCAUGCUUGCCUUUCUCGAAAAUCUUCGGACUUCAAAGUUAAAUGAAUGUGCGGUGAUGAUCCAGAAGAAUCUGCGGUGCAAGUAUUAUCGGCGCAGAUAUCUUGAGGCUCGUACAUCUAUUCUCACAACUCAAGCUCUAGUCAGGGGGUUUUUGGCAAGGCAGUAUGCAGCAGAAGUGCGACACACCAAGGCUGCUACUACUAUCCAACGAGUAUGGCGAGGCCAGAAAGAGAGGAGAAGGUAUAACCAAAUCCGUGGCAAUUUUAUACUCUUCGAAUCGGUUGCGAAGGGUUUCCUCUGCCGGCGCAACAUCAUGGACACAAUACUUGGUAAUGCAGCCCAGACUAUACAACGGGCCUUCCGUUCCUGGCGUCAGUUACGUGCUUGGCGACAAUACCGUCGGAAGGUAGUCAUUGUCCAGAGCCUUUGGAGAGGCAUGGAAGCUAGGAAAGAGUACAAGAAGCUCCGAGAAGAUGCAAGGGAUUUGAAACAGAUUUCUUACAAGCUGGAAAACAAGGUGGUGGAGCUGACUCAGUACCUUGAGUCUCUGAAACGCGAAAAUAAAUCACUGAAUUCGCAGCUGGAGAACUACGAGACUCAGUUGAAGUCGUGGAGAAGUCGACAUAACGCAUUGGAAACUCGUUCAAGGGAGCUACAAGCUGAGGCCAACCAAGCUGGAAUUACCGCCGCCCGGUUAAGUGCCAUGGAGGAAGAAAUGAGCAAGUUACAGAAAAACCAUACCGAUGCGCAAACAACUAUCAAGCGUCUUCAAGAGGAGGAAAAAAUAUCAAGAGAGUCUAUUCACUCUGCGAAUCAGGAGUUAGAAAGGCUCAAGCAACUGGACUCCGAUCACGAGAAUGAUAAGGCCACUCUCCGCCAACAAGUUGCUGAUCUUGAAGAGCAACUGGAGCUCGCAAAGCGAACUAUGCCCGUCAACGGCACGAAUGGUGAGCCGCAGAAUAACGGCCCUGCUCAGCCUCCUGCGAGCGGCUUGAUAAACUUGGUAUCCUCCAAAAAGCCUAAGCCCAAACGACGUAGUGCCGGUGCAGAAAAGAUAGAUACCGAUCGCUUUAGCGGGGCAUACAACCCACGGCCAGUGUCCAUGGCAGUUCCAAGUUCUACCUUGGGCCGUCAGAACUUUUCAGGGUCUGCAUUCACACCUGGUCUUGAUUCCGUUGAAGUGGAGCUUGAGAAUUUGUUGUCUGAAGAGGAUGAUCUCAACGAAGAGGUCACAAUGGGCUUGAUUCGCAAUCUCAAAAUUCCUCUUCCCAGCUCCACCCCUCCACCAACUGAAAAGGAAGUCCUCUUCCCUGCAUAUCUGAUUAAUCUUGUCACAUCCGAGAUGUGGAAUAACGGAUUUGUCAAGGAAUCAGAACGCUUUUUGGCAAAUGUUAUGCAGUCUAUUCAGCAAGAGGUCAUGCAACAUGAUGGUGACGACGCGAUAAACCCCGGUGCCUUUUGGCUUUCAAACGUGCACGAAAUGCUUUCUUUCGUAUUUUUGGCCGAAGACUGGUAUGAAGCGCAGAAAACCGAUAACUACGAGUACGACCGUCUACUAGAAAUUGUGAAGCACGAUUUGGAGAGUCUGGAGUUCAACAUCUAUCACACAUGGAUGAAAGUGUUGAAAAAGAAGCUUUACAAGAUGAUAGUCCCCGCAAUCAUUGAGUCCCAAUCUCUCCCGGGCUUUGUCACAAGCGAGACCAAUCGAUUCCUUGGAAAACUUCUUCCUUCUAACAACAACCCCGCUUACAGUAUGGACAACCUUCUUAGUCUUCUCAACAAUGUUUAUAAAGCAAUGAAGGCUUUUUAUCUUGAGGAUUCCAUCAUAACGCAGACCGUCACCGAACUUCUUCGGCUCGUUGGUGUGACUGCUUUUAAUGAUCUCCUCAUGCGGAGAAAUUUCCUUUCUUGGAAACGUGGUCUUCAAAUUAACUACAAUAUUACACGGAUCGAGGAGUGGUGUAAAAGCCACGAUAUGCCUGAAGGAACAUUGCAGCUUGAACAUUUGAUGCAAGCAACCAAACUUCUCCAGCUUAAAAAAGCGACUCUCAAUGACAUUGAAAUUAUCCAGGACAUAUGCUGGAUGCUUUCCCCAAAUCAAAUCCAAAAGCUCUUGAACCAAUACCUUGUUGCUGACUACGAGCAACCAAUAAAUGGCGAAAUCAUGAAAGCCGUGGCUUCUCGCGUUACCGAAAAGAGCGAUGUACUUCUCCUGACUCCUGUUGACAUGGAAGACAGCGGUCCAUAUGAAAUUGCUGAGCCACGUGUUAUCACAGCUCUAGAAACAUAUACACCAUCUUGGCUUCAAACUCCGCGGUUGAAGCGUCUUGCUGAAAUUGUGUCAGCUCAGGCAAUGGCCCAGCAAGAAAAACUUGAAAUGGCAGAGAGCACUCCAAUGGCUGCUGGUUAAUGAUAGUGUCCUGUACAUUAGAAGUGCCAUUCUCUCUUGGUUUUAGCUACGGAUCAUGACCAUAGUUUUCAUCAGACACAAAGCAUCUACCAUGGGUGGGAGGUUGAACAUAUCAUGCUGGUCUUUUACUUUUUAAGCGUAACACAAUCUACCUUUGCCUUAUUCGCUAUCUUUGCCCAUAUAUUUUUAAAUCUCCCUCAAAUCUCCCUCAAAUCUCCCUCAUCCCAUCAACUAGAGCUCAGCGGGUGUUUCGAUCAGUAUUUAUGUCUUCCGAGAUAAUAAUUAUC
Molecule: messenger RNA, 5258 nt
Organism: Aspergillus wentii DTO 134E9
Lineage: Eukaryota; Fungi; Ascomycota; Eurotiomycetes; Eurotiales; Aspergillaceae
Product: type V myosin
Exons: 7
Coding region: 253-4971 (1572 amino acids)
Biological process (GO): actin filament organization; vesicle transport along actin filament
Cellular component (GO): cytoplasm; myosin complex; vesicle
Molecular function (GO): ATP binding; actin filament binding; microfilament motor activity
Source: RefSeq, a predicted model, not a curated record